This is a messenger RNA of Aspergillus japonicus CBS 114.51, 1244 nucleotides long. Its product is annotated as calcineurin-like phosphoesterase. The record is from RefSeq and is a predicted model, not a curated record. Gene Ontology annotation, molecular function: hydrolase activity. The coding region runs from base 54 to 935 and encodes 293 amino acids. The transcript has a single exon. NCBI's taxonomy places the organism in Eukaryota, Fungi, Ascomycota, Eurotiomycetes, Eurotiales, Aspergillaceae.
CGUUGGCUAGGGGCAGCUUGACUGGAAUUGGAUCAUCUCAUCUCAAGACUGCCAUGUUUCAGAAAGUACGGGCCUUUUUCUCUCAGCUUUCUUCUUCUUCUUCUUCUUCUUCUUCUUCUUCUUCUUCUUCUUCUUCUUCUUGCUCCUUUCAAGUUCUCUCCGAUCUUCAUCUUGAAAUCAACCAGCAGUAUUUCUCGUACGAAAUCCCCGCUUGCGCUGACCAUCUCAUCCUCGCAGGCGACAUCGGCCGUCUGGCUGACUACGAGCACUACCGCGCGUUCGUGCAAAGACAAACCGACCGGUUCCAGGCCGUUCUGCUGAUUCUGGGGAACCAUGAAUUCUACAAUAUGUCUUUCGCCGCGGGGCUAGAGAAGGCCCGGCAGCUGGAGCAGGAGCCCUGCCUGCACGGGCGGCUGAUCGUCCUCCACCGGAACCGAUACGAUGUGCCCGGAUCGCGCGUCAGCGUGCUGGGCUGCACGCUCUGGUCCCACGUGCCCGACGAAGCCCGGGAGGUCGUGCAGGCGAAGAUCCAGGAUUUCCGGAAGAUCACGGGUUGGACGGUGGAUGGCCACAACGCGGCGCACGAGGCUGAUCUCGCGUGGCUGCAGACAGAGAUCCAGUCGAUCCGUCGGGAGAAUCGUGGUGAGACGUCCGCGCGGUCGAUUCUCGUGCUGACCCACCAUGCGCCCUCACUGCAAAGAACAUCCGCUCCGCAACAUGCCCUGAAUCCAUGGAGGUAUGCGUUCGGCACGGAUAUCCUCGCGCAGACGUCCGAGGGCGUCACGGUCUGGGUGUUUGGGCAUACGCAUCAUAGCACUGAGUUCAAGGUGGGCUCGGUCAGGGUGGUUAGCAACCAGCGGGGAUAUGUGCUCCCUUGGAGCAAUCCGACUGCGGAGACUAAUUUUGAUGUAAGGAAGGUAAUACGUAUUUCGUGAGCCGGGGUGGGGGUCAUAGUGUCACAGCGAGCUAUCCCGGGAUCAUCUGUUUUAGGCUCAAGAUUUCCGGAAGCUGGUAGCACCUGCUGGGAAGCUGAAAGAAAAGGGGGGUCCGGGGGUUCUCCCCCGGAACGGUAUAUUGCCCCAAGUAUCCAGGGUGAAGUGUUACCAGGAAGUUCAAAAGAAAGGGGGGUCCGGGGGUUCUCCCCCGGAGUAUACACCCACCUCCCCUUAUUGUUGUAUACUCAUGAUAAUAUGUUGAUGCAACUGGGACAUCACCACCUUAAUCUCCCCAAUCUAUGGCAUGUA